GCCCGGCGACCCCCGCCACAUCUCCGCGUCCGUAGCCGCCCGCCGCGCGGCCUCCAGCAUCCCAUCAUGUCGGUGGCAGGGCUGAAGAAGCAGUUCCACAAAGCCACUCAGAAAGUGAGCGAGAAGGUUGGAGGAGCUGAAGGCACCAAGCUAGACGAUGACUUCAAAGAGAUGGAACGGAAAGUGGAUGUCACCAGCAGGGCUGUGAUGGAAAUAAUGACUAAAACGAUUGAAUACCUUCAACCCAAUCCAGCUUCCAGAGCUAAGCUCAGCAUGAUCAACACCAUGUCAAAAAUCCGCGGCCAGGAGAAGGGGCCAGGCUAUCCUCAGGCGGAAGCACUGUUGGCAGAGGCCAUGCUCAAGUUCGGCAGGGAGCUGGGCGAUGAUUGCAACUUUGGUCCAGCUCUUGGUGAGGUAGGGGAAGCCAUGAGGGAGCUCUCGGAGGUGAAGGACUCUUUGGACAUGGAAGUGAAGCAGAACUUCAUUGACCCCCUUCAGAAUCUCCAUGACAAGGAUCUAAGGGAGAUUCAGCAUCACCUGAAAAAGCUGGAAGGCCGACGCUUGGACUUUGAUUAUAAGAAGAAACGACAAGGCAAGAUUCCAGACGAAGAACUUCGCCAAGCGCUGGAGAAAUUCGAUGAAUCUAAAGAAAUCGCUGAGUCGAGCAUGUUCAAUCUCUUGGAGAUGGAUAUUGAGCAGGUGAGCCAGCUCUCUGCACUUGUGCAAGCCCAGCUGGAAUACCACAAACAAGCAGUGCAGAUCCUGCAGCAGGUCACUGUCAGACUGGAGGAAAGAAUAAGACAAGCUUCAUCUCAGCCGAGAAGAGAAUAUCAGCCCAAACCACGAAUGAGCCUAGAGUUUGCCACUGGAGACAGUACUCAGCCCAACGGGGGUCUCUCCCACACAGGCACACCCAAACCUGGAGGUGUCCAAAUGGAUCAGCCCUGCUGCCGAGCCCUGUAUGACUUUGAACCUGAAAAUGAAGGGGAACUGGGUUUUAAAGAGGGUGAUGUCAUCACACUCACUAAUCAAAUUGAUGAGAACUGGUAUGAGGGGAUGCUUCAUGGCCAGUCUGGCUUUUUCCCCAUCAACUAUGUAGAAAUUCUGGUUGCUCUGCCCCAUUAGGGCCUUAUGCUGGCUGGCUCACCUCCUUCUGACCCAGAUAGUUAAGUUUAACCACUGCUUUGGUAAUGCUGCUUCCAACACAUCAUGAAUGCAGGCCGCAGUGGAUGAGUCAUCCAGCCCACACAUGUCCUGCGUUGACCUGUGUGCUCCUACAGGAGACCCGGUGAUAGAUCGUAUCUUCCAAGGCCAGUGGGCCUGGCACAUGCUUUAAAACACCCUGAGACUAGCCAGUGGUCACAGAACUGCUCUUUACACAGUUCUCAGGAGGGUGUGGUUUCUGAUAAUAUAUCUGUGAGCCACAUCACAGCGAAACUCUCCUCACUGAAGAUAUUGUCUCUCACCCAGGGGCCAUCUCAAGCUCUCGAGUUCUCCAUGUUCAGAGGAGAAAGUCCUCUCUGUUGCACUUUCCCUUCCUAAAUAUGUGAGUCACAGAAAUGUUGGCGAAAACAUCCCCCACCAGCAAAUUGUCUGCUGGUCUAAACAAGUUGGGCUUUUGAUGCCAUCAACAGAAGUAUUAAUUGUCCAAAGCACUUUUGUUCUCCUACAUCUAUCUAUCUAUCUAUCUAUCUAUCUAUCUAUCUAUCUAUCUAUCUAUCUAUC
Molecule: messenger RNA, 1725 nt
Organism: Peromyscus eremicus (cactus mouse)
Lineage: Eukaryota; Metazoa; Chordata; Mammalia; Rodentia; Cricetidae
Gene: Sh3gl2
Product: SH3 domain containing GRB2 like 2, endophilin A1
Exons: 9
Coding region: 67-1125 (352 amino acids)
Biological process (GO): synaptic vesicle uncoating
Cellular component (GO): cytoplasm; glutamatergic synapse; presynapse
Molecular function (GO): protein binding
Source: RefSeq, a predicted model, not a curated record